Molecule: messenger RNA, 4845 nt
Organism: Rosa rugosa (rugosa rose)
Lineage: Eukaryota; Viridiplantae; Streptophyta; Magnoliopsida; Rosales; Rosaceae
Product: putative disease resistance protein RGA3
Exons: 2
Coding region: 329-4033 (1234 amino acids)
Biological process (GO): defense response to other organism
Molecular function (GO): ADP binding
Source: RefSeq, a predicted model, not a curated record
GUUGUCGUAACUCGUAACACCGGAGAUGGAGAAGCUGCAGAUGAAAGAUUAGAAGAUAUGGACUUUGCUGGCCAAGCUCAAACUUGUAACACUGAAAUUCCUUCCCUCCUUUUCAAUAGCCUUUACUCUUUAAUUGCAAAGGUGUUUCCUUCGCGGCCAAAAUUUGCUCUUUCAGUACUGUUUGAAUGUUAAUUGCAUGUUAUUUGCUCUUUCAGCAGUCAAAGUUGUCUCUGCUAGUUUUUAUCUGCAGAUCGAGUAUAGAGUUGAGAAUCUCUCACUCUCACCUCCAAUUUUACAACUUUUCCUGAAUUUGUAAGCUCCAUUGACCAUGGAGUCUUUGAUUGUGUCUCCGCUGGUAGAGGUGCUCUUUGGAAGGUUGGCUACCACUGUUGUUAGUGAAGUGCGAACUCGCAGAGGGUUCAAGAGAGAGAUAGAGAAGAUGCAGGAGAUGUUACCGGUGAUUCAAGCGGUGAUAGAGGAUGCAGAGGAGCAGCAGAGGAUAAAUAAGAAGGUGAGGAUUUGGCUGGCAAAGCUCAAAUACGUCGCAGUCGAUGCUGACCAUCUGCUUGAUGAGGUUGCCACCCUAGUUCUGCGCAAGCAUUUGAUAAAAGAGGAAUAUUACCGAUCACAUGCUUCCCGAAAGCUGAUUGAAGCUGAGAAGCAUAACGACAGUAGUACUCUCCCGAUACAGCAUCGUCGGCAACUUCGUAAUCAUACGAAUCUGAACAUCAAGGACAAGAUUGGUGUGAUAGUGGGAAAGAUUAAAGAGCGGACAAGAUAUGAGGUAAAGAAAACUUGCUUAACUCUUGAGUCAAUUUCUACUUACCGUAAGAAGUCAUGCAAACUAAAGGAGCUUAGUGCAAGAUUGGAUGAUGUAGCCAAGGAAAUGUCUAGUUUCCAGUUCAAAGAAACUCAGUCGUAUGGACGGUCACGUAUUAUGGAGAGACGCGAAACUGGACCAUCUGUCAAUGAGUCAAAGGUUUAUGGAAGAGAAGAGGACGUGGAUAAGAUUGUGAGGAUGCUAUUGUCUUCCAGUAGUGGUCCUGAUGUCGCAGUAAUUCCCUUUGUUGGUAUUGGAGGGAUGGGGAAAACAACACUCGCUCAGUUAGUCUAUAAUGAUCCGAGGGUUAGAAGCCACUUUCAAUCUUUGAUGUGGGUGUCUGUCAAUGAUAACUUUAACCCGGCAAGGAUCAUAAAUCAAAUGUUGAGUUAUGUUGGAAAGGGCAGCCAUGACUCGUUUCAGAUUGGGGUGCUGCAAUGUCAAUUGAGAGAAUCGUUACUGGGAAAAAGAUACUUGAUAGUGCUCGAUGAUGUGUGGAAUGAGGAUCCAGAUGAAUGGGAUAAAGUAAUGAAUCCAUUGAAAGGCUCCGCAGGUGGAAGUAAAAUUAUACUAACCACUCGGAAUAAGGCAGUUGCAGCCAUAACUAGCACAUUUCCGCCUUUUCAUUUGGAACCACUAAGAAAAGAAGAGUGCUGGAAGUUGUUCAAGCACCGAGCCUUUGCAGAUGGAACAGAGGAUGAUUUUCUGAGACUACUGCACAUCGGUGAGAAAAUUGUAGACAAGUGCAAAGGUGUCCCAUUGGUUGCAAAUAUUCUUGGAAUCAUGCUGCGCUUUAAAAGAGAAGAAAGCGAGUGGUUACAUGUGCAAAGGAGUGAACUAUGGAGUAUUGAUGCAGGUGAGAACAGAAUUCUAUCCAUCUUAAGGCUGAGUUACAAUCAUUUGCCAUCGCAUCUGAAAGCUUGCUUUGCAUAUUGUUCAAUAUUCCCAAAGAAUUAUGAGGUUACUAAGGAAAAGUUGAUCCAUCAAUGGCUCGCAAAUGGCUUAAUUCCUCAUAUUGGAGAGUCUUCAAUUAGGCCAGAGGACAUUGGCAAUGAGUAUUUUAACAAUUUAUUGAUGAUGUCCUUCUUCCAAGAAAUAAGAAAAUAUGAUGACAGAGGUAUGACAGAAUUUAAAAUGCAUGAUCAUAUUAAUGAUCUUGCAAAAUCUGUUGCUGGAGAGGAAUUCUUGACUCUAGAACAAGAAAAUGUGCACUGUAGUCUCUCAAAGACAUGUCAUGCAUCAGUUGUUUGCAGUUCUAGCUCUGCUUUGAUCCCUGAAGCCUUGUGUAAAGCAAAGAGAUUGCGAACCCUCAAUUUCCUGUCGUCAAGAGACGAUUAUGUGGAAGCCAUUCCAAACAUACUAGCAACUUUUAAACACCUCAGAAUGCUGAACUUCAGUGGAUCUGGAAUUAAGAGGCUCCAUCGAGAGAUUGGUGGGCUAAUAUCUUUGCGGUAUCUUGAUCUUUCAAAUACUCUCCUAGAGACGAUGCCAGCAACUAUCUGUGAUCUAUGCAAUUUGCAGACAUUAAAUCUCUCAAGUUGUAGUGAGCUCAAGGAGUUACCAAGUGGUACUACCAAGUUAAUAAAUCUGAGACAUCUUAACAUAGAUGAUUGUCCAAGACUUGCUAGCAUGCCCCCAUCAAUGAGUAUGUUACGACAACUUCAAACUUUGCCGGUAUAUAUCGUCGGCCGCAACUUUGAAACUUCUAUUUCUCAGCUCCUUGCAAUGAACAAUCUACGAGGGAAGUUAAUCAAAUGUCUGGAGGAGGCUAAAAUUCCUGGUCGUACCUACCUGAUGAAAGAAUGCAUGAGAACAAAAGAGUUGCAUUCGUUGGAACUGUUGUGGCAAAAUGAUGGGGGCAAGCAAGAUCAUAACAGAUCUAGGCAAGCUGGCAGGCAAGUUGAUGAUCAAACUGAUCUUAUUCUGCUGGAUAUUUUGACGGUACCGCCCUGUAUAAGAAUGUUGUCAAUAAAUGGUUAUUCAGGAACCAAGUUCCCAGAUGAGAUGAGUUGGCUUCAGAACUUGACUGAGCUAAACAUAAUAAAUUGCAGAAGAUGUGAAAGUCUUCCUCCACUCGGUCAACUUCCUGUCCUCAAGAUCCUCAACAUCCAAGGAAUGGAUUCUGUUGUGCGCAUUGGUGUCGAAUUCUCUGGUGAAGGUGACAGACCAUUUAGUUCUCUUAAAGAGCUAUCCCUCAUAGACUUUCCAGAAUUAAGAACUUGGAGUAGUAUGGGUUCCGCAAGUAAAUCAGAUGUAUUUACUUGCCUGGAAAGACUUAUUAUCACAAAUUGUCCUUCUUUGACAACCAUGCCAUGGUUUCCAUGUCUCCGAGACUUGAAGCUGAGGAAAUGCGUGCAGCUUGACCAAAUGGUAGUACGGUCAGUAUCAGAGCUUACCACACUCUCUACUCUUGUUAUUGACUCCUUUCCACUGAUGAGCUUUCUACCAAAAAAAUUGCUGCAAAACAAUUCACAUCUGAUCUCAUUAACUGUUACUUCCUGCCCCAAGAUUAGCUCACUACCUGAAAAUCUGGGAAUCCUUACUGCUCUGAAAUCGCUGAAGAUUGGAUGGUGUGACGAGCUAGAUACUUUGCCAAGUGGACUAAAGUACCUCACUUCACUGGAGAACUUGGAAAUCGUUGAAUGUCCUAGUAUAAUCUGUUUGCCAGAGAAAGGUAUGGAAGGCUUGUGCUCACUUCGGUCAUUCUCAAUUGAGAACUGUCGGAGCUUAACCUCUUUGCCUAUGGGUAUGAAAUACCUCACAUCUCUUGAGAACCUCACGGUUAUGUUUUUAAAUCUGGUUCAUCUACCAGAGACUUUUCAAUACCUCUUGGCACUUAGAAGCCUGACAAUUAUAAGCUGUCCAGAGCUUACAAGUCUGCCAGUGGGACUGCAACAUGUCCAGAAUUUACAAAUCUUAGAGAUUCAUAGCUGCCCGAAACUGAUGGAAUUGCCUGAGUGGGUGCAGCAUCUUGUUUCACUUCGAUCUUUUAAAAUCUCAGACUGCGCAAAAAUAGAGUUCUUGCCAAAAGGUCUACAAUGUCUUGGUGGGCUCCAACACCUGUCCAUAAGAGACUGUCCUGUCCUUGAGAAGCGCUGCGAAAGGGGAACUGGUGAGGACUGGCAGAAGAUAUCUCAUAUUCCAUAUAUCUAUGUUGGAUCAUCAGCAUUGCAGCAGAGGCAAGACAUUGCAUCCACCUCCCACAAUCCUUAGUGGCAUUUGCAUUGUUGGUGGCUGACAAGCAUGCAUAGGAAGCCAAUAUGUAGCAUCACUUGACAACAGAGUCAUGAAGAUUAGCUACAUCAAGAAAAGAAAAUCUUUGUUUCCAGUUACAUAUUUGCCUUUUUUCUAAAAGAUCAUGUGUAGUUUUCCCUUAGCUCUGAGGAACCAGUUCAGAUAAACAUUGAACUUUGCUUGAUCUGGUGUUGCCAUGAGAAAAUGAGAGAGAGUUGAAGGAUUUUCAUACCCAAGUGGUUGCCCAUGACUUCUGUAGAUCUGAUUGUGACGUAACUCACUGGUCGUUUUAUCACUUGUCAAGUCCUGGGACAAAAGUUGAAAGAAGGGAAGAUGGCUUCGGUAAUGGCUACGUCAUCUGCUCAAGCUGUCUCGUGCAUCUUUGAGGUUACUUUGUUGGUUUAUAUUUUUUAGCAGCUUUCGCUGGUGUUCUGGGUAUUGUUGAUUCAAUACGUUUAUGGUUUGAUGUUGCUUGUUUGGUUGUUUUUGUGUGGGGAGGCUUGCCUCUUUGUAGCUCCUAUUUGGUUCAAUAAACUAUAUUACCAAAAGAACAGCUUAACUGACUCUAAAGAUUAGUGUCUGGCUUAUGCCUGGUAGCAUGGACUUUGCUUUUAUUUGUUCAAAAGAGAGCUUUGCACCAAGAGCUCUCUUUUUCAUUUUUUUUUUUUUUUGGUCAACUACCAAGUGUUCUCUCAGCUUAGUCAGACUGACCAGUGAUCGGACUGGUGAAUGUGGGACCAUCGGGUGGCUGAUUUAGGAUUUCCUUGAAACAUUUAACUUUUUUUUUUAAG